AUGACAUACCCAUUGCAAAAGGGCAAGGAGGAGUGGCAGGCUCAGUUGAGUCCUGAGCAGUUCCGCAUCCUCCGCGAAAAGGGCACCGAGUCUCCCUACAGCAGCGACUUUGACAAGCACAUGCCCUCCGAGGGUGUCUACACCUGUGCUGGCUGUAAUACUCCCCUCUACAAGGCCAACCACAAGUUCAAGUCUGGCUGCGGCUGGCCCGCUUUCUUCGAUGCCGUGCCCGGCGCUGUGACCAGACACACCGACCGCACUUUCGGCAUGGAGCGCACUGAGAUUGUUUGCUCCAACUGCGGCGGUCACCUCGGUCAUGUUUUCAAGGGCGAGGGAUACCCUACUCCCACCGAUGAGCGUCACUGCGUGAACGGAGUCUCGCUCUCCUUCAACAAGAAUGACCCCGUGAAGGACUCCAAGGCUUAG
Messenger RNA from Aureobasidium namibiae CBS 147.97, 426 nucleotides. Its product is annotated as putative methionine-R-sulfoxide reductase SelR. Gene Ontology annotation, biological process: response to oxidative stress; protein repair. The transcript is spliced from 3 exons. The record is from RefSeq and is a predicted model, not a curated record. Lineage: Eukaryota; Fungi; Ascomycota; Dothideomycetes; Dothideales; Saccotheciaceae. Bases 1 to 426 code for a protein of 141 amino acids. Gene Ontology annotation, molecular function: peptide-methionine (R)-S-oxide reductase activity.